Molecule: messenger RNA, 588 nt
Organism: Beauveria bassiana ARSEF 2860
Lineage: Eukaryota; Fungi; Ascomycota; Sordariomycetes; Hypocreales; Cordycipitaceae
Exons: 1
Coding region: 1-588 (195 amino acids)
Source: RefSeq, a predicted model, not a curated record
AUGUCCGCGGCGGAGGCCGAGUCCCUCUCACACGAUCAGCCGCACGAGCUGACUGCUGCCGACCCCGGCGACGUUCAGCUCCAUCUCGACGUCAACGGGCUCUACAUCAUCCUUAGCACGCAGGAUGCCAAUAUAGGCUGCCACUGGGUGCUGUACCUGCACAUCGGCUCCGCGCUCGGCUGGGUCUUUCACAUCAACAACCUGGGCUGCGUGAGCUGGGAGUACCGUUGCGACGAGUCCUGCGACAUGGCUUAUUCGACAGCGGCCGUCGCCGCCGUUAAAAUCGCCGACAUGGCGCCCGAGAUGCACGAGGCGCUGCGUCGGCGCAUCGGCUUCGACAGCAAGCCGGCGGUCGAGCUCGCGGAUACGGCGCGGUUCGGCCGCCUCGACUGCCGCACGUGGCUGCUCCAGGUCCUCUACGAGCUCGACAAUGAAGGGUACAUUAGUGUGCUGCCCGGAUACUCGAUCCACGACUUGGCCGAGGAGGCGAUGUCGCUGGCCGCGGCCAACCAGUUCCUGCUGCAGGAGAAAACGGCCAAAAUAUCAGAACUGCGCAAGGAAAUCAUCAGCGCCUGCUGCGCCCCCUAA